ACUCUGUUAUCAACCAACUAAAAUAUUACAAAAAUAUAACAAUGAAAAUUGUAUAUGAUCACCAAUUAGAGAGCUCUAUCUCUCGCUAUAUAUACACAUCUAGACUCUAGUAAGCUACAAUACACCAACAUUCCCAACCACUACUACUAAAUUUGUUCGUUAAUAUUCUUCGAGUAGCAGCAGCAGUAAUCCUGAGGAAUUCUUCUUCAAUGACUUCGAAGCAAAUUCUCGCGGCUUUUGCCAUCGCCGCCGUCGCGAUUUUCCCGACCGUCGCCGUCGCCAUGGAUUACGUCGUCGGCGACGAGGGUGGGUGGAACCUGAACGGAAACUACACAGCUUGGGCUGAGGGAAAGCAGUUUAGAAUUGGUGACACAUUAGUGUUCAAUUACACCCCCGGCGCGCACAACGUGUUCAAAGUGUCGGGCCCAGAUUUCAAAGCGUGCCGCGUGCCGACAACAGGUGCAGUCUAUUCGACCGGGAACGACAAGAUCCCCCUCACGAACGCCGGCAGAAUGUGGUUUCUGUGCGGAAAGGGGAACGGAAAGCACUGCCUGCAAGGGAUGAAGCUCGUCAUUACCGUCGACCCCAAUGUCAACGUCGCCCCGAGCCCUGCUUCCCCCUCGCCGCCCCCGCCCUCGAGCUCCGCGACGAGGAUUAGAGUGUGUGGAUACCAAGCACUUCCUAUGAUGAUGAGGAUGAUCUUGGUGUUGGUGGCAACUGCUGUGGUCAUUGUGGUUUAGAGUGUUGUUGUUUUGGUUUAAUUAGUGUGUU
Messenger RNA from Ananas comosus (pineapple), 771 nucleotides. RefSeq names its product basic blue protein-like. The record is from RefSeq and is a predicted model, not a curated record. Gene Ontology annotation, cellular component: plasma membrane. Gene Ontology annotation, molecular function: electron transfer activity. The transcript has 2 exons. NCBI's taxonomy places the organism in Eukaryota, Viridiplantae, Streptophyta, Magnoliopsida, Poales, Bromeliaceae. Bases 210 to 740 code for a protein of 176 amino acids.